Messenger RNA from Prorocentrum cordatum, 2518 nucleotides. The record is from the annotation of a GenBank genome assembly. NCBI's taxonomy places the organism in Eukaryota, Dinophyceae, Prorocentrales, Prorocentraceae.
AGCAAAUCCGUAGCCAUUUUGGCUCAAGUUUUGGCUCAAGGCUCUGAGGCCCAAGGGCAUUUGAUUGCUUCUGGGACGCUUAUGCAAAAGGCACCCGCAGAAAUGGCAGGGGAAUCAGUUGAGGGUCAUUCGCCUUGCGAAGCUGGCAGAGCCCAGAGAGCUGUAACAAGCUUCCGGCAAACUUUUUCCACGUUUCCAGAGGAGUUGCGAAUUUUGAUGCAAUCACGCGAAUUCCUUCAGCCGCCUACUAGUUCACGAGCUUGCCGCGCACAUGAGGCGGAUCCCAGGCUUGAGGACAGACUGAAAGAGCUAAAGUCCAUGGAAGAGAGCCUGGGCGAGCAAAGCUUCCGAGGCCAGUACGCUGUGUGUCGAGGUGCAGGCGACGAUCCCGAGACAUUCAUCGCCAAGGUGGACGCAGCUCUUAUCUAUUACAGGAAGUCCAAACUGGAGCUUCGACGCGAGGCAGGUCAGAAGCAAGAGCAGGCGGGUUGCGUUAUGGAUACCUUCAACAUUGUGGUAAUUGGAGGGGGACCAACGGGCCUUUUGUGCGCUAUUGAGGCAGCCAUUUUGGGGCACCACGUGGACGUUGUCGAGACCCGCCCGAGCGCUGUUCGGGCUCGUGCCGUUGGCUUGUAUCCCGAGACAAUGGUCACGCUCGCCCGGCUUGGAGCUCCAGCAGAGAUGUUCAAUGACAACUUACUCUGGUGUGACAAGGCAGGCGCCACGAUCUUCGAUCUGGAGUUCUUUCUGUCCCAAAUUGCACUCAAACUUGGCGUCACCAUUUACCGGAAUGCCACAGCUGUCGUUACCGAUUCGAUUUCCCAGGGAGUCUUGCAGGUGAGGCGUCGUUUGGCAAGCGGUAGGACUGUGCAUGCUGAGGGUGACGAGCUCGGUCUGGUGCGACUCCGCCAUUCGACCCAGCAGGUCUUGGCAAUUGAGUCGUUUGAGCUGAGCUUCGACAAGAUUGUCAAUUGCGAAGGGAGCACCAAGCGUGACUUCUCAGAGGCCCUUGUUGGCGACAAAGGUAAUGCUUCUGCCUCUAUGAUGGCAACUGCGGCAGAUACCUUGGAGGUGGUUGGCAUGGACCGCCAGGCAUACUUGACAGGGUGGGACAGUCACAUUGACAAGGUGAUCAAUGAGGUGGAUUGGAUAGGCUUCACCGAAGCUCUACGUGAUGGUUCAGUACCUUGCGAAGUACAAUGCUUCGUAUGCAACAUGCCGCGGCAGGUGUUCAGAAUGGGCCCUCGAGAUGAUGGCCUGGGCGACUAUGAGGUACCACAUCUCAUGGCAAGUUGUCCAGUCGAUUGGAUUGCGGUCCCUGUGCCGCCAAACCAGUCGAAAAGUUUCAAGAUUCGUGGGGCAAUGCAAGCUGACCCGACUUCGAAAGGUCAAUUAUAUUCUGUGGCCAGCUCAACCAAGGAUGCCAAAGAUGAAUAUUCCAAGGGUCUUGCGGCUUCUUUUGGUUUGGAGGACAAGCUCAUCGAACGUAUACAAUUUGAAGGAAUGUUCCUUGGUAGCGCAAAUCAUAUCUUGAACAACAAAAAGCCAUUUGAAGUCUUUACGGCUCUUUUGAGAGCUCUCGACGUCAUCGAUGAUGUAGACGAUCGUGGUCUCUCGCAGUUCAUGUCUCAAGAGAACGGCUUUGACAGCCCAGCUCAAAACGCGAUGGGUGUUUUCAAGGCAGCCCCAGUAGCCCUGCGCACGGAGCAUGUCAUCCCUAACUUGUCCGAGGAGAAACGUCAAUUUGCACAAUUGGCGCACGGAUUUGUACCUUGCUCGAAACAUCGUGAUCAUAUCGAGUACUUCAUCCUUGGGGAUUCAUUACAUUCAGCUUGGUAUCGUUGGGGUGUUGGCUUGCUGGAUGCCGCGCACAGCGCCAAAGUAUUCGGUCAGAGCCUGCUCGAGCACAGCUUUGAAGGCCGGUCAAAGUGCAUGCGGGCGCUUGAGAGUCGGAUGGCAAAGCGUGCGGUGCAUACCAUGGCUUAUUUCUAUCAUUUUAAUUCUCGCCUUGCUGAGGACCAUCGCAUGCUGCGCUUCGUGAAGGAGUUAGAUUCUAAGCAAAGUGCUGAAGUCUUGUGUCCCGCCGUACCACCAGUCUUGGGCGUUUCACCCCAAAGUGCGGUCCAUCACGUGGUUGAAUUAUCUGACAGCUUAAAGCGCAACCGCCUUCGACGCCAGCGACCACAACGACGACGCUUCCUCAGUUGACCACGUGCGGGAUGGCAUCCCAGUGCGAGGCAGUCACAUGCCUGCCACAGACCACCACCAUGCACACAGGCUUUACAGGGCUGAGCUUGAUCCGAAGUUCAGGGCCUGGCAUGACAACAUGUAGUGCAGUUGCUUUGCCAGAAGAUGCGGGGCACAAUUACCAGAAUUUCAGGCGGGGGCGUCCCCUGACCACGAAGCUUGCGGACCGCGUACAGUGGCGAGCUCUUGGCUUCUAGGCACCGGGCCUUGUCCCUGAUGCACGCCGCAGGACCAGGAAGAAACAUGUUGCCUCGAAGCACAUCGGAAAAAA